This is a messenger RNA of Pichia membranifaciens NRRL Y-2026, 1719 nucleotides long. RefSeq lists its product as hypothetical. Gene Ontology annotation, biological process: transmembrane transport; carbohydrate transport. Bases 1 to 1707 code for a protein of 568 amino acids. The transcript has a single exon. Gene Ontology annotation, molecular function: carbohydrate:proton symporter activity. The record is from RefSeq and is a predicted model, not a curated record. NCBI's taxonomy places the organism in Eukaryota, Fungi, Ascomycota, Pichiomycetes, Pichiales, Pichiaceae. Gene Ontology annotation, cellular component: membrane.
AUGAAUUUUGCAAGCGAAACUAAAAGUGACGGUCAGACGGAAGACUUGUCCACGCAGUACAACACCGUCACAACGGUCUCUUCUUCCACUGAUGUCGAAAAACAGAGCGAAUUCCAUGAAAGAGAAGAGGCUCCUAUCACAUGGAAGACCUAUGUGAUGUGCGGGUUUGCGUCCUUUGGUGGUAUCUAUUUUGGGUACGAUUCUGGUUAUAUCUCCGGUGUGAUGGGAAUGAAUUAUUUCAUCCAUGAAUUCACUGGGAAGGUUAACGACGGGACUGACGCUUUCGUGCUUGAUGCGUGGCAAAAGUCGUUGAUCACGUCAAUCUUGAGUGCUGGUACGUUUUUCGGUGCCCUCAUGGCUGGUGACUCUGCCGAUUUCAUUGGUAGAAAGUACACUGUCAUCUUGGGCUGUAUCAUUUUCAUCAUCGGUGUUAUUUUGCAGACUGCCUCCGCGUCCGUGGCGCUUCUAUCCGUUGGAAGAGUUAUUGCAGGCUUGGGAGUUGGGUUUGUUUCUGCUACCAUUGUCCUCUACAUGUCUGAGAUCUCUCCAAAGAAAAUUAGAGGUGCCAUUGUGUCUGGAUACCAGUUCUGCAUAACAAUCGGGUUGCUUCUAGCGUCUUGUGUUGACUAUGGUACUAAGAACAGAAACGACUCUGGCUCGUACAGAAUUCCGAUUGCACUCCAGAUGCUAUGGGCCAUCAUCCUUGCGGUCGGGUUGCUUUUUCUACCUGAAACUCCGAGAUUCUACGUGAAGAAGGACAACAUCGAGAAAGCAAGAGCCUCUUUAGCCUUUUUGAGAAGCCAACCGGAGGACUCGAGGUUUGUCAGCCAGGAGCUCGACGAGAUCAUCGAAAACUACCGGUUGGAGCAGUCGUUAAUUCCUACUCAAACCUACAUGCAAUCGUGGUUUGCAUGCUUCACGGGCGGCAUAAGAAACCCAGCCUCGAACUUGAGAAAGACCAUUUUGGGUACCUCGUUACAGAUGAUGCAGCAAUGGACCGGUAUCAACUUCAUCUUCUAUUUCGGUACCACCUUCUUCCAGGAGCUCGGCACUAUCCACAACGAGUUUUUGAUUUCCAUCAUCACCACCGUUGUCAACGUCUGCUCGACGCCUCUCUCCUUUUACACCGUUGAAAAGCUCGGCCGCCGUACCUUGUUCAUCUACGGAGCCGCCGGAAUGUUUGUGUGCGAGUUCAUUGUCGCCAUUGCAGGCACAGUCGACGGCCACAACCCGCAGACGGUGAAGGCGAUGAUCUCCUUCAUCUGCAUCUACAUCCACUUCUUUGCCUCGACGUGGGGGCCUGGUGCAUGGGUCAUCAUCGGAGAGAUUUUCCCGAUCCAGAUCAGAUCCAGAGGGGUGGCAUUAUCGACUGCGUCGAACUGGUUGUGGAACUGUGUCAUUGCUGUCAUAACGCCAUACAUGGUGGGCGAGGACAAGGGCAACCUUGGCGCUAAGGUGUUUUUCAUCUGGGGCUCAUUGUGCGGGUUGUGUUUGGUCUACUCGAUUUUCUUGAUCCCAGAGACAAAGGGCUUGACCUUGGAGGAGGUGGACCGGAUGUUGGAGGAAACCACGCCUUUCACCUCCGCCAGAUGGAAGCCACACAACUACACUGCUGAGCAGCGUGAGGCCAUCGGCCAUGUGACCGUUGGCAACGACGUCGACGGCGAUUUUGAAGACCCCAAGCCGGAGCUGGCCCACAUAGAGUAGCUGCUCAAACGC